Messenger RNA from Dunckerocampus dactyliophorus (ringed pipefish), 6252 nucleotides. RefSeq names its product XK-related protein 7-like. The transcript is spliced from 4 exons. Gene Ontology annotation, cellular component: plasma membrane. The record is from RefSeq and is a predicted model, not a curated record. Lineage: Eukaryota; Metazoa; Chordata; Actinopteri; Syngnathiformes; Syngnathidae. Gene Ontology annotation, biological process: phosphatidylserine exposure on apoptotic cell surface; apoptotic process involved in development; engulfment of apoptotic cell. The coding region runs from base 54 to 1895 and encodes 613 amino acids.
CAACACCUCCUCCUCCUCCUCCUCCUCCGUCUUUCUCUCCUACCCCAUCCAACAUGGCCGCUAAGUCUGAUGGAGCAGCGGUGGCUGUGCAAGAUGACAACCCGCCCAGGAGUCUCUCGGAGCCGGGCCAUGCCGCCGCCUCCACCCCUGCUACCGCUGCCGCCGCCCGGUCCCGGCGCGGCCCCGCGGGCGGAGAGGCUUACACGCUGCUGGACUGCUGCUGGGUGCUGUGCGCCCUACUCGUCUUCUUCUCCGACGGCGCCACCGACCUGUGGCUGGCCGCCGACUACUACCUGCGAGACGACUACUGGUGGUUCGGCCUGACCCUCGUCUUCGUCGUGGUGCCGUCCGCCGUCGUGCAGGUUCUCAGUUUCCGGUGGUUCGUGUACGACUACACGGAGCUGAGCGGCGGGGACGGAGGGGCGGCGAGCGGCGCGGCGGGAGAUGCAGGCGCGACGACCGGGGACGCCGCUUUAGGCACCAAGGACAGCGACCAGCGCGGCGCGGGCGCGGCAGCAGGGAACGCCGCCAACGCCACCGCCGCUCCGGCGUCUUCUUGCUCGCCUACGGCGGCGGCCGAUAGAGGCGGGGGACCCCGGAGAUGCUGCACCGUGUGCAUGUGGGUCUUUCAGUCGGUGCUGCACGUCUUACAGCUGGGACAAGUAUGGAGGUACAUCCACGCUCUCUACUUGGGCGCCCAGAGUCGUUGGCACGGCGACAGUUCCCGCCACCGCUUCCACUGGCGGCUGAUGUUCGAAAGCGCGGACAUCACCAUGCUCCGCCUCCUGGAGGCCUUCCUCAAGUCGGCGCCGCAGCUCGUCCUUCAACUGAGCAUCAUUAUCCACGGAAACGCAGUUCUGCCGCUGCAAGGUCUGUCAGCCUCGGCCUCCCUGGUAUCGCUGGCCUGGAUGAUUGCAUCAUACCAGAAAGUUCUGAGGGACUCUCGGGAUGACAAGCUGCCCAUGUCCUACAAGGCCGUCAUUGCCCAGAUCCUGUGGCACCUGUUCACUAUCGGGGCCAGGACGGUGGCCUUUGCCCUCUUUGCCUCUGUCUUCCAGCUCUACUUUGGAAUCUUUAUUGUCAGUCACUGGUGUAUAAUGACCUUCUGGAUCAUCCAAGGUGAGACGGACUUCUGCAUGUCUAAGUGGGAGGAGAUCAUCUACAAUAUGGUGGUGGGCAUCAUCUACAUCUUCUGCUGGUUCAACGUCAAGGAAGGGCCCAGCCGCCUCCGCAUGACCGUCUACUAUGCCGUGACGCUGGCUGAGAACGUGGCGCUGACGGCCGCCUGGUACACCUAUCGCGGCCCCCACACCUCCGACUCCUACGCCCUGGUGGUGGUGUGCCUGGUGGCCUGCAGCUUCGCCCUGGGGACCUUCUUCAUGCUGGUCUACUACUGCUGGCUGCACCCGGACGGGCCGGUCCUGGGCACAAACUGGGCAGGGUGUGUGGAUGAGGGCAUGGUGGCCGCAGGCGGAGUGGCAGGCGUCAUUGAUGCCUGCCUCACCCCGUCUCAAGGUUCGCAAACAGACAUGGUGAUCACCAGUCCUCCCAGGACUCUCCCCAGGACUAAAGACACGGGGGACAUGGUUCCAGGGGAGCAGGAUAGGGACAGGGAGAGGGAUCGGGACAGUUGCCUGCCAGUCUUUCAGGUACGUCCGUCCCCUUCAUCCUCUCCGGCACUCCUCCACAGGACCUCCUCCUCACAAGAGGGCCCUGUGAUCCGGAUCGAUCUCCCGAGGAAAAGGUAUCCGGCCUGGGAUGCCCACUUUAUUGACCGCCGCCUCCGCAAGACCAUCCUACUUCUGGAGACCACGUCUGCGGUCAGUCCCAGGAUACAGUACAGGAGUAGCAUGAUGGGAAGCAAAGAGGUGCUUGAGUACGAGACCACGGUUUAAGCCAACCAUGGGGCUUUUCCGUUUGGAAACACAGUCUGGGAUUAAGGCUCAGCCUUAGACCAUGCGCAGACUCCCUACGGCAGGAGACAGGGAACUGUUUUUACACGAAAAAAUGGCCGUCAAAACUUGAUUGUAAAAUGUGAAGCGCAAUCUGUGGGAGAGGUCGACCCCGGCCAAGGAUAAGGCAGCAUUGGUGAGCCGAUGAGGGAGUGGGAUAAUCUUGGUCUGAUUGAAAUGCUCGGAGGUGAGGAACUCCCAUCGUGGGACCGCCAAGACUUCAUCCUUCAUGGUCAGAAUGAGAUUAACGAGACGAUGCAUGAGCAUGAGCCUCGGACUGUGAAGACCACCCUAGAAGAAAAAAAAAAGAGUUCCGAGGUUAGCGGGGGACAUGCAAUUAUUGUGGCGUUGGCUGAAACAAUAGCCUCUCUCGCACGGUAGAUCCGGCAUUUAUCCGCCUUUGCCUUUUACACAGAGCCCAGCCAUUGCACACAGCGAUACAACAUACCGCAAUCAGAUAAUCACAUGACGUCAGGAUCAGUGUCUGGUAUAAAAUACUUGUGAAACAGCGACAGUGGCGUUCAACACAACAGGGUGGAGAUUCCCUUCCAAACAAGCCAACGCCCCACAUUCCGUGAUAGUGCUGUUUAUACAGAGCAGCAAAAAGGUGCCAAAAUGCCGGAUUUUACUGGCAGUGUGGAAGGGGCUGUUUUGGUGACUUUCUUUAUUUAUAGUUAAUUUUUUUAUAGGGAGAAAAUGUCAUCUAAUUACCAUUUUUAGGUCAAUAGGGUUUGUAGUCAUGUGGAAGAAUUAGGGCACCCCAUGGGAUUGUGUAAGCUACUACCCCUGAACGGCUGCACACAAAAGUGUGAAAAUUUGUCAAAACAUGCACCCCUUCUAUGUUGCCUGUGCUAUUAUUUUCCUUACAAAUAGACCGCAUGGUGGUGCUGUUAUUAAAACCCAACGUUUAUCACACAGUCCAAUGUGCUCUACAACACCCACCGUAACUUAAGGGUGUUUUUGCACAAUCACCACCAAAUUUGGUACACACCUUUACAGGACUGACAAGUACACGUGUAUAGAAUUUGAGCAAGGUUGUUUAAAAAGUAUCGCCGCCAUAAAGCCAAACAUCUUUGCAGGGACAUGAGCGGGAACUAAUUGUCCAUUAGUCAUUGAGCAUUUGUCUAAUGAUUCUAACAUUUUGAGGAUAUUUGUAUAUCAUGUAUGCUUGUAAGUAUUACAAAGCAUUUUGACCGCAACCCAUAGGGGGUGCCACAAUUGUCAUGUCCUGUCAUGGGGUGUCCUCAUUUUGUCACGACUAUUUACCAAGCAGCAUGCUUCUCGCCUUAGACCAAUCUUCACCGAGACGACUUGGAUGGUAACAAUUCAUAUUAUUUGUCUCACCAAGUGAAGACGUCUCCAGUAGAUUGCAGGUCCCUCGCAACCUUUAAAGAUUUCUAAAAGGCUGUCACGGGGUCUGAGGAGAAGUUCGAUGAAGCUUAGCGGAGGCUACAAGUGUUUACGUCACAUGACCAAGGCCUGGCAGUGAUGUCCAGUGUUAGCUAUGAGCCACCUCACACUGUUGUACAGUCCAGUAAAUACAAAUGUCAGAUAUAAGCUACGUAGAACACGUUGUAGUUACUGUAGGUGACGAGUGACUCCACGCACUCGACAGAGUCUUAAUGUCCAUACAAGUUUCAAUCCAAAAAAAACAUUUUGACUUCAUUAUAGUAAAGGAAAAACUUGUGGUCCGACAAUUUCAUGGAAACAAUCAUGUGUCUCAAUGGAAUACUCCUGUCAGUACACUUCAGUAAGUAAGUAUGCUGUGUACACUUUGUUCCUGAAUGUGCACAUUUUUACGGUUUAGUGCUGCCCCAUAUCAAUUACAGUAGACCUUCGGUUUUUAGCAUUAAUUUGUUCUAAAAGGUCAGCCGAAAACCAAGGCAAUUUUUCCCAUAGGAAAUAUUGUCCAUCCAUUCAUCCAUGUUCUUCUGCUUAUCCGAGAUCGUGUCGCGGGGGCAGCAACCUCAGCAGGGAAGCUCAGACUUGCCUCUCCCCGGCUACUUCGUCCAGCCCCUACCGACAGAUCCCGAGACAUUCCCAAGACAGUUGGGAGACAUAGUCUCUCCAACAUGUCCUGGGUCUUCCACGAGGCCUUCUACCGGUCGGACGUGCUCUGAACACCUCUCAUUCUGAUGCCAGAGCCACCUCAUUUGGCUCCUCUCAAUGCGGGAGGAGCAGCGGUUCUACUCCAAGUUUCUCCCGGAUGAUUCUCACCUUAUCCCUAAGGGAGAGCCUAGCCACCCUACGGAGAAAACUAAUUUCAGCCGCUUGUCCCUGCGAUCUUGUCCUUUCUGUCACUACCCAAAGCUCAUGACCAUAGGUGAGGGUAGGAACGUAGAUCGACCGGUAAAUUGAGAGCUUUGCCUUUAAGCUCAGCUCCCUCUUCACCAUAACGGGCCGCUGCAGAGUCAGCAUCACUGCUGACAUCGCACCAAUUCGCCUGUCAAUCUCACUUUCCAUCCUUCCCUCACUCGUGAACAAGACCCUGAGGUACUUAAACUCCUCCAGUUGGGGCAGGCUCUCAUCCCUGAUCCGGAGAUGGCACUCCACUCUUUUGCGAGCGAGAACCAUGGACUCGGACAUGGAGGUGCUGAUCCUCAUCACUCACACUCGGCUGCUGACCGAUCCAGUGAGAGUUGAAGAUCCCGGACCAAUGAAGCCAGCAGGACCACAUCAUUAGCAAAAAGCAGAGACCCAAUCCUGCAGCCACCAAACCGGAACCCCUGGACACUCUGGCUGCUGCUGGCUGGAAAGAAUCCAUUCAUCCAUCCAUCCAUCCAUUUUCUAUGCCGCAUAGCCUCAUUAGGGUCGCUGUGGUAUGCUGGAACCUAUCCCAGCUGACUUUGGGUACACCCUGGACUGGUCGCCAGCCAAUCGCAGGGCUGGAAAUAACGUAAAUCAAAUGAAUUUCUUCCAGACACCCAAAAAUAUUAACACAAAACACAUUUUCGACAUGGCAAACUGACCAGUUACGUGCAAAAUUUUAGGGAAAAUUUCAGACAAAAAACGAAUCACAUGAAAACCGGGUCGUUCAAAAACCCAGGUUUGACCGCACUACCGUUGCGCACUUGCCGGAAAUGACGAUUGCAUUAUUCACUCGCUUUUUCGUCUUCUCUGCUUUUUAAGUCAGGAAAGGUCUGGUUGUCGCUCGUGUUCCUCUACGUAGCCAAGUGUCUCAGUUGGCGCGCUGGUGUGCAUAUACUUAGCUUUUGAGCGCAUAAGUGCGUUCACACUGAGAAGUACAGUAAAAUGCAGUGCACUGUCCGUACACGGACACUUACCACCCUCGAUAGUCGCCAUCUUGGCUAUGUGGCAGAAGGGGGAGGGACUACCAAACAAAAAGCCACGACGUAAUCUCCUCCUCAUUUGAAGCAGGGGCACACGCAAGCGAGAAAAAGUACAGUAGUUCUCCGAAAAAACAAAUGGCACGUAAAAAAAAAACAACAAUACAGGGCGUGUCUGAGAGCGUCGUAUCGCAACUUUAUUUUCCAACAAUGUGCUAUAAAACGUGGACAGUGGAUAAACGUGGAAUGUUUCACUUUCGCUUUCUGUGCCAGUGUGAACGCGAGAGAGACUCCAAGCAAGAACUGCUGCUAGUCGUCGUCUUUGAGAAUGUACAUAAUGACGGCAGGCAGCCGGUUGGGGGUGGGGUCGGGGCGGGGGGAUUUUGGGGCUCACAUGACGCACGAGCUCGUCGGAGGAGACUCAAAAGAUGGAUAUCAGUGUUGCCGUGGUGACGAAAGUUAAUGGUGCUGCAAACUCUAUGUCGCGCCCGCCACCCGCCCCUCCUGCCCCCUCCAUCAUGUCAGACAUGAUAAGCUAAUGUACAGAACUUGUGGGCGGGGCUUGGCUUAAUGAACCAAUCCUGUCGUUUUUGCUGUGGUGAUUAUUUAUUAAUAACUUGAACUUUAAAAACAAAAUACAUUCUGUUAAUUGAUGCAAGUAUUUACGUUUAUUUUUAUAUUUGUUUUAUACUUAUAUUCAUUCUUGUUUAAUCACUCGGUGGCCAUGUCUUUGGUAUAUGAAGAUGUACAAAGUAGAUUUUUUUUACUCAUUACGUCUAUAAAGUAUGUACAUAACAGAAUAGGGUGUGUGUGCGUGUGUGUGUGUGUGUGUGUGUGUGUGUGUUUGUGAAGUGUGUGUGGAGGUAAGGGAUUUUUUUUUCUCUGACGGUGUUAUAAAUAAAUGAGAAAAAUAUAAAAGAGCUCAACAAGCUGUGCUGAUAACUGUAGAUGGGAACAAUUACUGUAGUAAACAUGGCUGAACAGCAGGGGGCGUGUGUCUGCGUCUUAUUUGA